UCGAAUCUCUUAUAUCCCAAAGAGGACGCCUCGACCCGCACUCUCUCAUUCGUAUGUAAAGCGUGCCACCAUAUCGAAGCUGGUGAACCAGCUUGCACCUUUCGGAAAGAAUUUGGAUCCAACGUGACCGAGACGGCUGGCGUCACCACUGAUGUCGCCAACGACCCAACCGUA
Molecule: messenger RNA, 174 nt
Organism: Cyphellophora europaea CBS 101466
Lineage: Eukaryota; Fungi; Ascomycota; Eurotiomycetes; Chaetothyriales; Cyphellophoraceae
Exons: 1
Source: RefSeq, a predicted model, not a curated record